Molecule: messenger RNA, 3982 nt
Organism: Protopterus annectens (West African lungfish)
Lineage: Eukaryota; Metazoa; Chordata; Ceratodontiformes; Protopteridae
Gene: SOX11
Product: SRY-box transcription factor 11
Exons: 1
Coding region: 143-1348 (401 amino acids)
Biological process (GO): positive regulation of transcription by RNA polymerase II; negative regulation of transcription by RNA polymerase II; neuron differentiation
Molecular function (GO): RNA polymerase II cis-regulatory region sequence-specific DNA binding; DNA-binding transcription activator activity, RNA polymerase II-specific
Source: RefSeq, a predicted model, not a curated record
AAGUUUGCAAGACAUAAAGCAACGGUAGCGAGUUUUGAGCUUAUGAGUAUUUGCUGGCGAUUGUUGGGUUUUGGUGUAUGUGGUACAACAAACAGCCACUGUCUAACAACGCGCAUUAAAUUAUAUACAAUACUGAAAUAAAAUGGUACUGCAGGCAGGUGUGAUGGAGGCUGAAAUGAUCAAUGCUACAGAAAGUGGCAUUGAUACCGAAGAGGGUGAGUUUGUAGCUGGCAGCCCUCUAGCCCUGGAUGAGAGUGACCCAGACUGGUGCAAAACGGCAUCUGGGCACAUCAAGCGACCCAUGAAUGCCUUCAUGGUGUGGUCCAAGAUCGAACGGCGAAAGAUCAUGGAACAGUCUCCUGAUAUGCAUAACGCAGAAAUAUCCAAGAGGCUGGGUAAGCGCUGGAAAAUGCUCAAGGACAGUGAAAAGAUCCCAUUCAUCAGGGAAGCUGAACGGUUACGGCUCAAACACAUGGCCGAUUAUCCCGACUACAAGUACAGACCUAAGAAAAAACCUAAGAUUGAUGCAGCGCUUAAACAAGGCAGCGCUCAGCUGAGCCCGGACAAAUCCAGCAGUGGUGGCUGCGUUGGCACCGGCGGAAAAAGUGGGAAGAAUCCCAGUAAAAAGUGCAACAAACUGAAAAGCGCCAUCAGAGUAGGUUGCAGUGCAAGUAAGGCUGGACACGAUUACACCGAUGAGGUACUUUUCGGUAGCAUGAAAAUGAAUCGAGCUGUUAUAAAGCAAGAGUGCACCGACGACGAAGAGGAGGAGGAUGACUACGACGAGCUGCAAGAACGGAUCAAGCAGGAGGACGAAGACGAAGAAGAGGAGGAACGGCGGCGACUCCAGUUGCAGUUGCAGAAAAUAAGGCGCUACUCUGUUGCAAAAGUGCCGGCAAGUCCUACACUCAGCUCCUCAGCCGAGUCAACUGAGGGAGCCAGCAUGUAUGAGGAGGCGAGGGGAGCUACAGCUAACAGACUGUAUUACAAUUUCAAAAACAUCACCAAACAGAGUGCAACAUACUCUGCAGUUUCAUCUCGGUCUGUCUCUACCUCAUCAUCCUCCUCCUCCUCUUCUUCCUCCUCUGCAGAAGACGCGGACGACUUGUUGUUCGACUUCAGCCUGAAUUUUUUGCAGAAUCCGCAAACCUGCACCGAGGUGGGCAACAGUGGUGGAAGCUCGGGCAAUCUGGCAUUGUCACUAGUAGACAAGGAUCUGGACUCUGUCAGCGAGGGUAGCCUGGGCUCCCAUUUCGAAUUCCCCGAUUAUUGCACCCCUGAACUUAGCGAAAUGAUCGCCGGCGACUGGCUGGAGGCCAACUUUUCCGACUUGGUGUUCACUUACUGACAUUUUUUUUCUGAAGGAUAAUUUAGACCGAGCAUCGCUCCUGUUGCAAGAACUUGCUAGGCGAAACCUGGUUGUUUCUCGUCCUGGUCAACCCUGUGUGGGUGCAUUCACUGGAAAGUAAAGGGCGCGCAACGAGACUGGGAAUUUACGGAAAGUACAUAAAUAGAAAAUUAUAUAUAAAUAUAUAUGAACAAGAACGAUGACGGAAGGAAGGCUGCCUUUAAAACAUAUGGUGCUUGUAGGUGGAAAAGUCUGAAAACUGCGUAUCAGGUCUCUUGUCUGCUGGCAUUACAACAGCUUCUCGAGCAGGAUUUUUUAUUAUUGUUGGAUUGUUUGUCUUUUCAUACGAUCUUAUUUCAAUGGACUGUAAAUUAAAAAAAAAGCGGGACCAUGUUUAAACUUGGAGGGAGAACUUAUGUGAUCUCUUCUAUGCAUCGGACUUUUCUUUUAAGCUGCAGGGAACUUAGUAUAUCAUCCAGUGAACUGGGUAUGACUUUAACCCAACAAGGCACGGAAUAAUGUACUUUUGAGAUCAAAUGUAUGAUUUUUUUUCAUAAUGUGAUUUUUAAUUGCCAAUGUUUUGUAACAUGUUCCCUUAUACCUCCAUGACUGAAUAUCAGGCAGCCUAAACCUCAGUACGUAAAGGUAUGAACACUUUUUGAUACAUAGCCGACCUCAGUCUUCUUUUUUAAGAAUAAGAAAAAAAAAAUAUUUUCAGGCGUAUUUUUGUACACUGAAAAGGGAAAAUUCUUACUGUGGUUCUUUCCCUCCAGUAAGACUUCCAGGCACUUCUUCCCUUUUUAUUUGUUUUAGCAUGCAAGUUACCUAUAUGGUUAUAGAAUUACAGUUUAAAACUCCUUGCAUCUAAAAAAGCCUUGUGAUUUUAAAAUACGUUUUGUACAGCUGUAGUUCAACUUGUUGAAUAUCUAUAGGUAAAGAUUUACUAAAAAUCGUGCUAUAGACCUCAGAGCUGUUAUCUUAGUUUAAAGAAUGUACAUGUAUUGUAUUAUAGUAGAAAAUGUGUGUAACAUAUCUGUUAAGAUUGGCCCAAAUGGAAAGUGAACUGGAUCCUAGACUUGGGAAAGAGGCACACAGCUAACAUUUCCUUUGUGCAAUAUAGACUACAAAAUGCAAGCCAGAUGCAUGUUUUGUAGCAAAGGAUAACUGUCAUGCUUGGCCCUUUUGAUGAUGAAGUCUUACAGUUUUAGUAAAUCAGCUGGGUCAUACGGCAGUCUGUGAAAUGUAAUAAAAUGGACACAGUGUGAUAGGGUCUGCAGCUUUGAGGUAUUCACACAAUUAGAAUCAAAAUAAUGGGGUGCAGGGAUACUAAAAUGUUUGCUUUCUCUGCCCUUAUUCGCUUUCUAGGAUCCAUUGAUCCCCUACAUCCAGAUUUCCUGGGCAUAUUUAUUUAUUUAUUUAGACAUUUAUAUAAAAUGAUUGUGGAAUGCCCUUUCUCCCAUGGAAACACGGUGAUGUUAAGGGUCCUUUCACAUUUAGGAGGGUUCUGUAUGUGAACCUCUUUUUAAUAUGGACUUGUCUUACAGAGUCUGAUUUUUUUUAACUCAAUUGCACUGCGUCUGCUGGGAUUGUGCUGAUAAUGCUGAAUAUUCAACAGAGGGGAAGGACCAGAUGUAAACGCAAUGUCUAGGUAUCCUUCAGGAUGUAAGAAUUGUAGCAAAACAUUUAACAUUUCUUGGACUGCAUAUAUUUACUGCAUCAAAAAAGAGGAUAGUCCAGCUUUACCAAUGUAGAGUAGACCCUGAGUGUUAACAGAUACCUGCAAUCUCAGUAAUUAUCUCUGGUGACUGCCUUAUUUAUGGAACCACAAUGGUUGAGGUAAAUUGCCUGUCCUUUCUGAAAAGUAGCAUUCAUUUACUACUGACAGCCUAUAUUUGCCUUAUGAGGCACACAAAUGAUUUGGUCAUUGGAGUGGGUUACACUCAAUGUGCUUUAUUCCGAGCUAGGCACACUGGGACCUUAGAAGUGGUUCUGCUGUCAUUACUGGAAAGUGUAUUUAGAAAUGGUUUUGAUCUUGGAAAGUUGUGUGUAACUCUUUUAUUUUAUCAUGAUAGUAAACAAAGCACAAGCUGGACUAAAAAUGAGCUCUGUCAAAGGCUUUCCAUGCAUCCCUGUACAGAUUUAUGUUAUUUGUAGAUAACCUACUUCCAGAGAGGUUUCAAUAAAAUCUGGAUACGUGACUGUAGAACUAUCUUGUUUUCUUCAGCAUAUUAGUCUUAAUAGCAUUUGGUGCUAUGAAUCCUCUUUUUUAAGUCUGUUUAUUAAAUAUAUAUAUUGAUAGAAUUACUUUUCUGCUGUCCCUUUUGCCAUCUGUUAUGUUCCUUAACUAUAUUUUAUAACUUGUCCUUGAAUUAAUGUUGCUGGUUUUUAAACAUUUGAAGGCAGCUUCUUGCUGUGCUGACAAACCUUUAAUACAAGAUGCUCAGGGUUCCCCCUAAAGAAUUUUAUUUCUAGUCCCCCUCCUUCACAAACCCUUUAGAAUGACUACAGCGUUCAUGGAACACACACUUUUUUAUUUGCAAUUUUGUGAUCCUGUUUAUGAAGCUGAACAUGGAAAAAAUCAUCUGUGUUUAUCAAACUUUGAUAAUGGCACCCAAUAAACACUAUUUGAUAACA